Molecule: messenger RNA, 1533 nt
Organism: Cornus florida
Lineage: Eukaryota; Viridiplantae; Streptophyta; Magnoliopsida; Cornales; Cornaceae
Product: protein BRASSINAZOLE-RESISTANT 1
Exons: 2
Coding region: 258-1187 (309 amino acids)
Biological process (GO): DNA-templated transcription; brassinosteroid mediated signaling pathway
Molecular function (GO): DNA-binding transcription factor activity
Source: RefSeq, a predicted model, not a curated record
UUACAUCAGAGAGAGUGAGAGAGAGAUUACAGAGAGAGAAAAAGAAAGGAGAGAGAGGGGAGAUUCUUCUACACUUCCAACGAGGGGAAGCGUAUUCCUCGUGAAUACUACUUUCCCUGCAACGCAAUACCCACACCCCCUUCUCUCUGCACCUGAGACCCUGGUCUGUACUGUUAUAUAUAGAGAGAGAAAGAGAAAGCGUGUAAGUUUUAGAGAGAGAGAGAGAGAGAGAGAGAGAGAGAGAGAGAGGGAGAGAAAUGGUGUGGGAUGGAGCUGGAUCAUCGUCAUCAGCUGCAGCAGCUGAAGCAGGGAGGAGGAAACCGUCUUGGAGGGAGAGAGAGAACAACAGGAGGAGAGAGAGGAGGAGGAGAGCCAUAGCUGCCAAUAUAUACGCGGGCCUGAGGGCUCAGGGCAACUUCAAUCUUCCCAAACACUGUGACAACAACGAGGUCUUGAAAGCUCUCUGCGUUGAAGCUGGUUGGGUCGUCGAACCUGAUGGCACCACCUAUCGCAAGGGAAGCAAGCCACCUCCACAUGAGAUGGGAGGCACUUCAACCAACAUAACCCCAAGUCCACCAUCUUCAUAUUUCCCUAGCCCAAUUCCUUCUUACCAACCAAGUCCCUCAUCCUCUUCCUUCCCGAGCCCAUCCCGACUCGAUGCCAAUGCAUCAUCUCAGGCAUUUGCUUUCCUCCGCAACUCUAUUCCUUCAUCUUUUCCACCUCUCCGAAUCUCAAACAGUGCCCCUGUAACCCCACCCCUCUCUUCCCCAAAUUCUAGACUUCCUAAGCAGACCUUCAACUGGGAGUCCAUUGCCAAACAAUCUAUGGCCUCCUUGAAUUACCCAUACUUUGCCGCGUCUGCCCCAGCAAGCCCAACUCGGUGUCAGCGCACUACUCCGCCCACAAUACCUGAAUGCGACGAGUCCGACACCUCCACUGUUGAUUCCUGCCGAUGGGUGACCUUCCAAACACUUGCGCCUGCCAUGGUUCCGACUUCCCCAACCUUUAAUCUUGUGAAACCUGUGGCUCAGCGAAUCUCCCCCGAGGAUGCGAUCACAGAGAAGGGGAGAGGUCCUGAAUUCGUGUUUGAGAGCGUUCCAGUGAAGGCGUGGGAAGGAGAGAGGAUUCAUGAGGUGGGAUUGGACGAUUUGGAACUCACACUUGGAAAUGGGAAGACUCAAAUUUAAGCUUCCAAAUUUAUUCAACUAGGUGUGGAAGUGCAUUUGCAGUUCUGGAGGCAUUGGUUUUAGAGGUAUAAGAUAGUAGUUGCACAAAUGCAGGUCUUGAACCAAAAUUUGCUUUCCAUUGAGGAAUUGAAUUUUCAUAUGUUUCUCUCCCUUACAUUUUCUCUUCAUUCAAUUAUUAUGGUACCCUCCCUAAAUUGUUUAGGGUGUUUGUAGAUACUGUGUUCUGUUUUUCAUUGGGAUCAAGAGUUGAUUGCCCAUUGUAGACUUUGUGGGAUGAACCCACAAAAUUGAACCAGUUGACAAUAUUUUUAAAUUAAUAGAUGCAUCUUCUUUAGUAUUUAGCAAA